AUACUUGUCACGUCUUCGUAAUUAAACGUGUAAAAAUGAAACGAUCACGAACCGCCAGUGACAGCAGCAGCAGCAGCAAACGUGCUCAUGUGGACGAAGUUCCAUUCCCUGAUUUCUUCCAGCAAAUCUUGGUUGAUCUAGACAACCAGAUCGAGAUGGAAAGGGCUCAAGCGCAGCUCGAAUAUGCGCCUAAUUCAGAAUUCGGUUCAACCACCCAAAACGUUCAAGGAGGCGACGGUAGCGUUCAAACGGCGCCCGCCACACAGGACACUCAGUCUUUAGAGGAGGAGGAGACCAACCUGCCUGACCCGUUUGAGGAGGAGAUCAACCUACCUGAGUGGUUUGAGGAUCUACUUGAUUUUGGCAAUGAGUUGCUCAAACCAUGGAGUCAGAGCGGAGAAGGUAUAUCACACGGCGUAGGCCGUGUUCCUAGAGCGGUGGUUGCGGGGGCGGGACUCGGGCGCACCGAACCGCAAAGACACGCCGCGCCUUGCGUAGCCCCUAUAAGGGCUUCGCGGGAGGCGGAUGCAGAACACGCACCAGCUCCUCCCCCAGCGCUGUCGCAACCGUUUGGCUGCGCAGCCCGUCCGCCAUCGCCACAGCCUGGCCCUUCAAACCGGCUGUCACCCCCUCCUCCUCUAGAAGCAGCAGCUCACCGCCGCCGCCCACGCAGGUAUGCGUUCCGAGACCGCGCCACGUGCGCCCUGUCGGCGGCGGGCAGGAGCUGGCUGGAGCUCGGCGCCGGCGUCACGGCGCCAGCCAGCCAGCCAGACAGCCAGCCAGCUCCCGCCCACCCGGCCGGGCCAGCUGAUUACGCGCGCCGGCUGGUGCGCCUCGUUAGCAGCGGCAGCGCUGCCGGCCGGCCGGCGUAA
This is a messenger RNA of Schistocerca serialis cubense, 872 nucleotides long. RefSeq lists its product as uncharacterized. The transcript is spliced from 5 exons. The record is from RefSeq and is a predicted model, not a curated record. The coding region runs from base 36 to 872 and encodes 278 amino acids. Lineage: Eukaryota; Metazoa; Arthropoda; Insecta; Orthoptera; Acrididae.